AUGAAGCAGCGUUGUCUUGCGACGAUACCCAACGGUAACGAUGCCGAGUCGCCCCGACUCAGCGACCAAGGCCUUAUCCCGGGAUUCCCAAGAGCGCUCCCUGGCGAAAAUGGAUUAAUACCGCUGCAGGUCGUGCAGCUCGGCCUGAACGGUGCCACGCUGCACCUCGGAAGCUUGGAAAAUCUUGGGGAGAACUAUCGCAGACCACUUUGGGAGCUGCUAGAUGACGAAAUGUCGCAAAGCUCAUGA
This is a messenger RNA of Colletotrichum tamarilloi, 249 nucleotides long. RefSeq lists its product as uncharacterized. The record is from RefSeq and is a predicted model, not a curated record. The coding region runs from base 1 to 249 and encodes 82 amino acids. The transcript has 2 exons. NCBI's taxonomy places the organism in Eukaryota, Fungi, Ascomycota, Sordariomycetes, Glomerellales, Glomerellaceae.